This is a messenger RNA of Drosophila willistoni, 2334 nucleotides long. Its product is annotated as zinc finger protein 670. Gene Ontology annotation, cellular component: nucleus. The transcript has 2 exons. Gene Ontology annotation, molecular function: zinc ion binding. Bases 72 to 1841 code for a protein of 589 amino acids. The record is from RefSeq and is a predicted model, not a curated record. NCBI's taxonomy places the organism in Eukaryota, Metazoa, Arthropoda, Insecta, Diptera, Drosophilidae.
UCGACCAUCUCUAACCAAAACUAAAAUUAAAAAUUUGUAAACAUUUGUAUUAACCCACGCAUAUUAAGAGCAUGGCGGGUGGCGGUGCCGUCGGCGGUGUGGUACUUAAUUGUCGUACCUGCACACGAGCGUGCAAACAAUACAAAGCACUGCACGAUGAGAUUGAAAUCACACCAGGACCGGGAGGAUGUAAUCAAAGCACUCUGGGAUCUGGGGACGUAGAGGCGACUGCCAGAGCAACAACAACGACAACAACAUUGUCUAAAAUGUUACACUUCUGCACGAGCCUGUCAUUUGAGCAACGGAAUGGUGCCUCAACAAUGCCUCAACAUAUUUGCCUGCACUGUAUACAUCUCUUGGAGCAAUCAUUUAAUUUCAAGCGCAUGGUGAUUGAUUCCGAUGAACUGUUGCGCCUGGGUCUGGAUGAGGUAGAAUUACCGGCUGUUCACGAUGAGGUAGGCGCGGCAGGAACUGUGGAAACAGAGGUGGACGAGGAGGAGUAUAUGAUGAUUGAAAUGUUAAAUGAACAAGGUCAGGUAAAAACUUUAAUAGAUGACCCAGUGGUAAGUUCGGAUGGGGUAAACGAGGAGGAAGAAGAUGAAUUAGUUGUGGAGGAACAGCAGCAUGUUGUGGGUAAAGAGGAUGUGGAGGAAGAGGAAGAAGAAGAAAUACAAUCAGCGGCCAUCGAAGAAUUUGUUAUUGAGGAAAUCAACGAAGAUCAGCAUUUGGAUAUGGAAUAUUCGGAUGUGGAAUAUGUAACAAUAAAAAGUGAAUAUGCCUCUCUGGUGGCCAAUGCCGAUGAGAUUGAAGUGACCAAUGAAAUGAUUGAAGGUGAAGUGAUUGUGAUGCCCCAACCAGAAGAUGAAUCCCUUGACGAAGUGAUCGAAAUGAAUGAGAGAGCUGAGGAAGAACAGGAACUGGAGGAUGACCAGAAGCAACAGGAACAGCAACUGGAACAACAAGAGGAAGAAGUAUACAUGAAUGGAAGAGAAUUACAGACGACUCCUAGCGAUGUCUUGCCCUUCUCGUGUGCAAUUUGCCAAAAGUCCUUCCGCCAAAUGUGCCGCCUCAAUCAGCAUAUGCGUUCGCACAUCGAUGAGAAGCUCUUUGCCUGCGAGAAAUGCGGCAAGAAACUGAAACAUCUGCGCAAUUACAAGGAACACAUGCUAACCCACAGCAAUGUCAAACCACAUCAGUGUAAUAUCUGUGCCCGUUUCUACAGGACCACCUCAAGUUUGGCCGCCCACAAGCAUACGCAUGCCGAGGAUAAACCAUAUAAAUGUGAGCAAUGUGGCCGCGGUUAUGCUGCAUUUGAUCAUUUAAAGCGCCACAAGCUAACCCAUACCGGUGAGCGGCCAUAUGCCUGUGAUCUGUGUGAUAAGGCCUACUAUGAUUCGUCAUCGCUUAGACAGCAUAAAGUUAGCCAUACAGGGGAGAAGGCAUUCCGUUGUGAGAUAUGCGGUGUGGGACUAUCACAGAAAUCUGGCUACAAGAAGCACAUGCUGGUCCAUUCCGGUGAAAAGCCCCACAAGUGUCCCAUCUGCGGGCGAGCGUUCACUUUCACCAGUAACCUUAAUGCCCAUGUCCGUUUGCAUUCCGGGGAGAAGCCAUUUAAAUGUGAAAUAUGUGAAAAGGCCUUCCCCACCAAAAAGCGUUUGAAUAGCCAUUUACGUAUCCAUACAAAGGAUGGGCCAAGGCACUUUCCCGCCCAUCGUGAUGUCUGUGAAAGUGGUGGUGGUGAUGACGGUGCUGAUAGCGGUGCACUGUAUCGUUUAGCCGAUGUAACUGCUGACCAGGCAUCCCUAUCCACCUCUAAAGUAGGUGUGGUGCUCUUAGACUAAAGGCCAUCAUUCUUUAUCUCACUGAAAAGAUGCAAAAGGAAGGAAUUUGGGAUUGUCCAUAAGCUAUGCGACGCACUAGGAUGGAGAGGGCAUCACGUUACACAUUGUAUUUACACGACCUCGCUCCUCAAAUUGGCUUCGAAUGUUACAACAACCUUUUUUUACAAGUUACCAAAACAUAUUUCCCGAAAAUUUGCCUCACAUAGUUUCUGGACAACCUCAAAGAGAGAAACUGAUUUGUUUUAAUAGAGUUUACACUUCAUGAAUCGAAAUAAUAUAUACUAAUAUAUAUUUUUUGACGAUACACCGAUCCCUACUUUUGUAGGGCAGGGACUGGUGCUAAAAGUUGGUGAUUCAACUUAAAUCUUUAAUAAUUGCUUAAAUUUAGUCUAAUUGUAAGUAUACAAUUUAUAUAUAUAGUGAAUAUUAUAUGUUGAAAAGAGAUGAAAUGCCGUUGGAAUUAUAAUUAAAAACAAAUACUUUUUACAUUGAA